AGGUUGGUACAUAAAAUGGGCAUCGCCCAUGUUCUUGGGCACUUGGCGGUCCUGAUACCUGCUGGAACCAUGAAAGUCUUGGUGUAUGUGUUGCUGGGGGUGUCGGCGAGCGCCUGGGGCUCACCUCAGAGCUCAACUGCUGCCACUCCUGCUGCUGCUGCCCCUCAGCCUCCUGCUGCCCCGCCUGCUGCACCCUCUGCGGACGACGAGCCUGCUGACGAAGACACCAAACGAGACAAAAGGCAAUGGUACUUCGGUGAUUUCUACCCGGACACUUUUAAUGCGCCUAUCCCUGUGGGCGAACCUAUCCCAGUGCCCGUCCCCGUCCAAGACUAUCCUUCCGACAAUGGCCAAGGAUUCAACCCCCAGUACAGGACUCGUAACCCAGGCUUCUUCAAUGGGGCUCAGUUUGGGGAUGACGAAGGAGUGCCUUUCUCAGAGCUCUUGAACUACCAGCAGCAGCAGCUACAGCAGCAGCAGGCCCAGUUUCAGCAGCAGCAGCUACAGCAGCAGCAGCAGGCACAGUUUCAGCAGCAGCAGCAGCAGUUCCCUGACGGCAGUGAGAUCGACACCGGCGUUGCUGCCUCAACCACACCAGAGUUUCGCUCCAGAAGGCCAUUUAGGGGUCACAUAAGCCCAUAUUAUAACUAUCAGAGGCCCUUUGGAUAUGGCUACAAUGCUUACCGCAAUCCAUACUUAUAUUAGAGAGCCACCAGUCCUGUAGAGCCCUGUGGAAGCCUUGUUAUGAGUUUACAGUAACCUGGGCCUAGGAUCCCAAGGUCUUCGAUAGCUGGUUAUCCUUUAGAGAACCUUGAUGUAUAUUCGAGUGACGCGAGGCUACAGCCUUACACGUGACUUAUUCAUACGUGAAUCACUAUACAUACGUGUAUCACUAUACAUAUGUGUAUCACAAAAGACUUUCAGAUACAGGCAAUGUUAUGUAACCAGCACAUAAACAUGUUUAAAUUGGUACUUAUGUCCAAUUUUCAUUGCAAUAAAAAUUGUGACCAUGA
Molecule: messenger RNA, 1013 nt
Organism: Procambarus clarkii (red swamp crayfish)
Lineage: Eukaryota; Metazoa; Arthropoda; Malacostraca; Decapoda; Cambaridae
Product: band 7 protein CG42540
Source: RefSeq, a predicted model, not a curated record